CAUUGUCAGUCUGUUGUGGUCCAUGCACAGCAACAAGCUGGCAGAUCCUGAGAGACACAAGGACCAUGAGGACUUGAUGGAUUGUGCAGUGGCUGGCAUCCCUCUCUUCCUUAGGUAUUACAAGGGUUCGCCUACUUACUUUGCCGUCAUCCAGCUGGCAAGUUUGGUCCCGCCCAACAGACUAAUAGCCAGCUCGACUGUGUGCAGUGCAUGUGCCGCCAGUCUUAAGGCAGUGUCGGAGAUGACGCCCCAAGGUGAAAUAGAGGUGUUGAUCAACGCCCUCUGUUCUUGGAACCGGUUUGUGGACAUUCAAGACAUUGUUGUGGACUGGCUGGACCAAGCUUUCCGCUGUGAAGGGCUGAACCAGUCUAAUAAUCCAACGUUAGAACACAAGCAAAGGAAAGUGAGGUUCAUCGCCAAAGGAGGCAAACCUAUGCUGGCUCUGAGACUACUGGACGCUGUGUUCUUUCACCCUCUCAACAAGAAGAGAGUCCUGGGCAAGGCUUACAACCAGGUGUACGAGCUGUUCAUGUACCUGGAGCGGAUAAAGACUCUGGUGGACCGUCGUCUGCUAGGAGGUCUACCGCUGGACUCUGCCAUGCUGGGAGAUGACUUCCUUCUCAAGUGUUUCCUCCGCUAUGCCAAGCUGAUCCUGAUCCUACAUCGCCCCGAGCCACAGUCCGCCUCCGACAGUCGGUCCAUCGUUGACCCAUUUGACGCCGGUGAAGUCUUCCAGCAGCUGAUCCAGUGGGCUACCAUAUCAGUCAGAACCAUGUUACCCCAAAGGUUGGAGGAUGAGCCGGACAUCAGCGUGUUGUUGAUGAAGGAUCUGCUACGUGUUGCUGCCAACCUCGUAGACCUCAACUAUGCAGGGAAAACAACCAUCGUCAAGUUGGCUGCUCUGAUUAAAGACAUACUGUCAUCUGAAUGCAGUUUGUGGUACGUGGAGCCGAGCAUGAUUGUGGUGAAGCAUAUGAAGGACUAUUGCGAGGCGUUCUACGGGCCGCAGGAUCAGGAUCAGCUGUUGAGGACUGUUGUUCCGUCCUUGCUCAGUCAAGCGAUGCGGUCGCUCAGUGAGAACAAGUAUACCAAGGAAGAAGUGGUGCAGUGUGUGGAGAACAUGUACGAGUUGAAAACAUCAAUGUAUGAGGUGGUGAACUGCCUGCAAAAACUGUUUGGACCAAAGUCCCAUUUAGUACAGUCAGUUCUCAAAUUGUUUACCGAUGCUCUUGUCUCCAUAAUCAGUACGGAUAUUAAACAGCUGCAAAUACUAGACACUGUGGACAAAGUGCAAGAGUUGCCGUUUGUCUGUGGCAUUCUGUUGUCAAUUGUAUCUCGAGCUAACAUUGCUCCAUUGUGGAUUGCUACAAUCCCUUCUUCCAUCUCCCAACUGUACAGUCAGGAUGCAGACCUGCUGGCCGCUGCAGUAUCACUGCUGCACACACUGGCUCACUGCGGACUGUCGCUGCCUAAACAAGAGCUGUGCCUGGCCGUGAGAGAGGCCCACAGUGCAGUGACCUCCUACAACCGGGAGUCAACAGCUACAAGGCCCAGGGAUUCCUCUGUCUUGAUAGCCCGGGAAUUCACCCUACCCUUGGACACAAAGGCUAAAGAAUCACUGGCUUCCCAAGCGAAGGAGUCGCUCGCUUCACAAACAAAGGAGUCACAGGCGUCACAAGCAAAGGAAUCCUUGCCAUCCAGAACUAAGGAAUCAUUGCCCAUUGAGUCAAGAGAAUCAGUAGCCAGUACUAGUGUCUUUAAUGAAUCUUCGUUCUCUGAUCAUUCCAUAGAUAUCAAGAAAGUUGGACCACCAAUAUUGUCAGAAUUAGCAGCCUUCCUCAACACUACACUGAUUUGAAGAUUUGUGGUUGGAAGUUUGCCCCGGUAUGAAGCCUUCUUCAUUUGGAGCCUGCUAACUACUUUUAGUGAACAAAGUUUGUUAUUGAAUUACUAAUGUAUUUAAGUUUAACUAUAUUUUUCAAUUACAAGUAACAGACAUAGUCUUGCUUAGCUAAGAUAUUUUGUACAUUUUGUAUAUAUUUAUGGUAAACAUAAAAUUUAAGCUUUUGUAACGGUUUUAACAAGUAUUGUGUUAAGCAUUUAUUUCAAUUGUGUGUUUCUUGGAUGAUUUUUUUAAGUUAAAGCUGUAUAAAUUAUUGUAAUUAACAGUUAGCUUAUUUGCUAUACCAGGAUAGUAGUAUGUUUCAUGUUCAGUUAUAAAGUAUUGUAUACAAUAUACAAAAACUAUACAGACUAGUUAUUAUUAAUUAUAUUUUUUUAAUAAUAUAUUUUUGGAAAUAUUUAACUUUUAAGUUUAGUAGAAAGGACCACUGAAAUGAUUAAAACUUUUUAUGUAUUAAUGAUGGACUAACAAAAGAAGGGACUUUAAAUACUUUUUUCUGAGUGAUGCUUAGCUACGUUUAUCUGCUUUCUAACACCAUUUCACAAUCUUCAUGCGUAGGCUUUCGCGGCCGUUGUCAUUGAAAUCCAUGGUGAUGGUUUUCGGCGUCAACAGCGUCGUCAGUUGUAUUUCACUGCCAGAGGUUUCGCCCUUACUAUGAAGUGGCAUCCUCAGUGGCUAGGCUGAGACA
Messenger RNA from Macrosteles quadrilineatus (aster leafhopper), 2591 nucleotides. RefSeq names its product condensin-2 complex subunit G2-like. NCBI's taxonomy places the organism in Eukaryota, Metazoa, Arthropoda, Insecta, Hemiptera, Cicadellidae. Bases 23 to 1858 code for a protein of 611 amino acids. The record is from RefSeq and is a predicted model, not a curated record. The transcript has 11 exons.